Helobdella robusta is the source of this 489-nucleotide messenger RNA. RefSeq lists its product as hypothetical. The coding region runs from base 1 to 489 and encodes 162 amino acids. Lineage: Eukaryota; Metazoa; Annelida; Clitellata; Rhynchobdellida; Glossiphoniidae. The transcript has 5 exons. The record is from RefSeq and is a predicted model, not a curated record.
AUGGCUGAGAGAGAGGGUCAGCGGCAGAAGUUCUUCAAACGAUUCCAGUCGAGAACCAUUCGAACUAUGAAGUCCUGCGACCUGGCGUGUCGAUACAACAGCCGGCACAGGAUAUUGAACGGUUGGACUCUGCUGUCAUACCCUACAUACGACCAACAACACAGAGAAAAAAACUGCAUUAGAAACGGUCAAGAUUAUGGUGCGCCAAAGUGCUGGAAUUGUGAGAAAAAGGACAUCUACGACAAGAUUGUAAACAACGCCCUAAAAACAAUUACUGUCGUCAUUGUGCAGCAACAUGACACAAACGCGAGCAAAAAACCAACGAUAAGGAAACUCCAACAAAUGAAGUAUCCAAAACAUCAACCGGUAGUGCAUUACAGGGGUUUACGACACAAUUUGAAAAAAAAUACUUUUUGCAAUCUUUUCUCGCAAGACGAGUUUGUAACUAAACUGAUGACCUCUGGUGCCAGUCUCCGCACGGCGAUUUAA